Messenger RNA from Dinoponera quadriceps, 669 nucleotides. Its product is annotated as EF-hand calcium-binding domain-containing protein 1-like. Gene Ontology annotation, molecular function: calcium ion binding; kinase binding. The record is from RefSeq and is a predicted model, not a curated record. The coding region runs from base 1 to 669 and encodes 222 amino acids. Gene Ontology annotation, biological process: calcium-mediated signaling. Lineage: Eukaryota; Metazoa; Arthropoda; Insecta; Hymenoptera; Formicidae. The transcript is spliced from 5 exons.
AUGCCAACCGAGUUGCCCAUUGACACGCUAAGCAGGUCAUUACCGGAGAUUGUCUUCAGAAGAAAAAACCAUGCUUUAUUCAAGAAACUAGUGCGGAGGACUCACUUCAACUUGAGGGAGGUCGAAGCGUUAGCCAUUAUACAUAGAAAAAUAACGCAAACCUUGGGUCCUAUAACGAGAGCGGUAUUUAGAGACAUUUUUCAUUCUGCUUUCGAUUACACCGAAAACAUCCGACACUUAUUCAUCGACAGACUUUUCUCCGCGUUAGACAAGAAGAAUGUCCUGCAGAUUAAUCUGGAGCAGUGGGUCGAAGGACUAUCCAUAAUUCUUCGUGGCACUUUGGAUGAGAGGAUACAUCUCACAUAUACCGUCUACGAUUUUAUGCACGCCCACAAAUUGAAGAAGGAACAUAUAUUCCCGUCAAUGCGAGGUUGUCUAAUCAAACUACAGACAGACGAGGAUCCCGAUGAAGGCGUGAAGGAUUUAAUUGAUUUAAUGAUGAGGAAGAUCGACGUGGAUCGCGACGGUGGAAUAACCGAGGAAGAAUUUCACACGACCAUAAAAGAAAGAAAUCCACUGUUGCUGGAGUGUAUGGGACCAGUAUUUCCAUCUAGGGAAGCGAGAUGGGCGUUCCUCAACACGUUCACAGAUCGCCUCGGACAAUUUUGA